CAUCCACGACGAUGGCCAUUGGCCAGUCCCGCCAACAUCCGCGUGCUUUUCUUUUGACACGAGGGCGCGAGGCGGUCACCGAAGCUGCCAAGCCUCCAAACCUCCAAGAUCCCCUGUCCUGGAGCCAUCAGAUGCUCUCUUCCUCCACAAAUUCAGCUCCCGCCUCGUCGCUGCGCCGCAGCUUGCCGCUCCAAGAACCAUGCCCUGCUUGCUCCUUCCAUCUCCACGGCCUCGCCUCCCUCUGACCUUGACCUCCCCGUCGUCGUGCCGGCACCCGCAGUGUGAAGGACACCUCUUGCUGCCCCGGCGGCGGCCAUGGGUGCGGCUUGGCGUGCGCGUGGCCGAGAUGGUUUCCACUGAGGGAGACACGAUGCCUGGAAGGGAUGAACUACGAAGCCCGUUGCGGGAAGCGAACAGGUGGGCACCCGUGGAGGCGACGCUGAAUUGGGCGAGUAAAUGGCUGGUGGCGGGUUCAUAUGUUUUUGCAGUUUUCUGGAAGCAUGAUGUGGAAAUUAUGUGGAUUUUGCUGGGUGCGUCGGCCAACUAUCUGCUUUCACUGAUUCUUAAAAAGAUGCUAAACCAUGAAAGACCUGCACCGGAUUUACGGUCUGAUCCUGGGAUGCCAUCCUCCCAUGCACAAUCCAUAUGCUUCGCUGCGACGCUCCUAGUUCUUUCAUGGUACUACUACCUUGGGACAAAUUAUCUGACGAUGAUCCUUGGGCCAGCAACUCUGUCAAUGGCAACCUAUCUUUCAUGGCUACGGGUGUCGCGGCGCCUUCACACGGCAAACCAGGUCAUGGCGGGAGCUGCCUUAGGAUCUGCCUUCGGCGCUCUGUGGUUUGCUCUCUGGCGUUCGCUAGUGCAGGAGGCAUUGUUGACUUCCUCACUGUCGGCCCGGAUUGCGGUCAUCCUCGGAUCAGCAGUAUCUUGUGUUGGCAUUGUCGUCUACAUGCGGGGGCGGAUCUUGCACCGGGGCGGACGGGGUUCAAUCCCCUCAUACUGUUGCUAGAGUCAUGGAAUCCCCCUACAAAUUUACAUCCAUUGAAGUUUGAAAAGAGAGGCUAGAGGUAGAAGAUUGAGGGAGGAGCCUCUCCUAAUCUACAUGAGUGGUCAUUGGCUCAAUAAUGAUUGAUGAUUUGUGUACCUCGCAGCUGCAAUGAGUUUUUGCUGGACUUUGGAUGAUCGAA
Setaria italica (foxtail millet) is the source of this 1187-nucleotide messenger RNA. RefSeq names its product lipid phosphate phosphatase epsilon 2, chloroplastic. Gene Ontology annotation, cellular component: intracellular membrane-bounded organelle; endoplasmic reticulum membrane. Gene Ontology annotation, molecular function: dolichyldiphosphatase activity. The record is from RefSeq and is a predicted model, not a curated record. The transcript is spliced from 4 exons. Gene Ontology annotation, biological process: lipid biosynthetic process; protein N-linked glycosylation. The coding region runs from base 200 to 1009 and encodes 269 amino acids. Lineage: Eukaryota; Viridiplantae; Streptophyta; Magnoliopsida; Poales; Poaceae.